This is a messenger RNA of Podarcis muralis (Common wall lizard), 4456 nucleotides long. RefSeq names its product egl-9 family hypoxia inducible factor 1 (gene EGLN1). Gene Ontology annotation, biological process: cellular response to hypoxia; peptidyl-proline hydroxylation to 4-hydroxy-L-proline. Gene Ontology annotation, cellular component: cytoplasm; nucleus. Gene Ontology annotation, molecular function: L-ascorbic acid binding; ferrous iron binding; peptidyl-proline 4-dioxygenase activity. The record is from RefSeq and is a predicted model, not a curated record. NCBI's taxonomy places the organism in Eukaryota, Metazoa, Chordata, Lepidosauria, Squamata, Lacertidae.
UGGCUGACUGGAAGUGGCGUACGUGCAGAGCGCAGCCCGUGAGUGGCGGCGCAAACUCCUCCUCCUCCGCCCUCGACUCCAGCCAGAGCGAGCGAGCGAGUGAGGAGGGAGGCAGGCGCGCAGGCAGGCAGGCCGAGGGGCUCGCGCCGGCACUCGGCGGCGGCUUUCCCUCCCUCAGCGCUGCAGGCUGAGGCCGGGCAGGAAAGGGCCGGGCAGUCUCGGCGGGAGAGGGGCUGCUUCCCUGCCCCGCCACCGAGGCUCGCCGCCGCUAUGAGGCGGUGACAGAAGCGAGCCUCGGAGGAGGCGGCGGCGGGCAAGAGGGCGGCGGCGGCGGCGGCGCUGGGCUUUGGUGGCUGACUGUCCUCCGCCCACCAGGAGCGGAGCGGGAGGCGGGCGAGGCAGCCGGGGGCCGCAGCGCUGACUGGGGUCGGCCAUGAUGAAGUGAGCCGCUCGCCUCCUUCUCCUUCCCAAGGCCGCUCGAGGAGAAGCAGGGGCGACCGAGGAGGGGGACGCGGCAACAUGGCCAAUGACAGCGGUGGGAGUGGCGGCGGCAGCAACGGCAACAGCGGCGGGGCCGGACAAGGCGGCGGCGGCGGCGACAGUAACAGUGUCGGUGGUGGCGGCGGCGGCGGCUGCAGCGCCAGCAGCGAGCGGGACCGGCAGUACUGCGAGCUGUGCGGGAAGAUGGAAAACCUGCUGCGUUGCGGGCGCUGCCGCAGCUCCUUCUACUGUAGCAAAGAGCACCAGCGCCAGGACUGGAAGAAGCACAAGCUCAUCUGCCGGGGGAGCGAGCCCAGCGCGGCGGCGGCGGCGGCUGGAGGGGGCGUUGCUCAGCACCGGAGCGGCGGCGGCGGCGAGCGACACCAAGGCCACGGCCACGCUCGCCCCCACCAGCCCUCCGUAGGAGGAGAAGGAGAGGGGACGGCCGCCGCCGCCAAGAAGGUAACGGCGCUCCCGGCCAAGCCGCAGCCGGACUCUACCUCGGAAGAGAAGAAGGCGGCCGUGGCGGCGACGGUAACGAACAACCACGUUGCCAAAGUGGCGCCAGAGAGCCGAGGGCAGGAAGGGGAGGAGGGCAAGGAAGCGGCCGCGGCGGCUCCCGGAGCCGGGAAGGCGGCGCUCCUCUACCGGGAUAAGUCCAACUUGAGCACGGAGGAGUCGCUGCGCCCCAACGGGCAGAUGAAGUCCCUGGUGCCGCAGCGGCUGGCGCUGGAGUACAUCGUGCCCUGCAUGAACAAGCACGGCAUCUGCGUGGUGGACGAAUUCCUCGGCAAGGAGCUGGGCGGGCAGAUCGAGCAGGAGGUGCGCGCCCUGCACCACACCGGGCACUUCACGGACGGGCAGCUGGUCAGCCAGAAGAGCGACUCCUCUCGGGACAUCCGCGGCGACAAAAUCACCUGGGUGGAAGGCAAGGAGCCCGGCUGCAUGACCAUCGGGAAGCUUAUGAACAGUAUGGACGAUCUCAUUCGCCACUGCAACGGCAAGCUGGGCAACUACAAAAUCAACGGCAGGACGAAAGCAAUGGUGGCUUGUUAUCCAGGCAAUGGAACAGGAUAUGUGCGCCAUGUUGAUAAUCCAAAUGGAGAUGGAAGAUGUGUCACAUGUAUAUAUUACCUUAAUAAAGACUGGGAUGCCAAGGUAAGUGGAGGUAUUCUUCGAAUAUUUCCUGAAGGCAAAGCCCAGUUUGCUGACAUUGAACCUAAGUUUGAUAGAUUGCUGUUUUUCUGGUCUGACCGCCGCAACCCUCAUGAAGUGCAGCCUGCAUUUGCUACAAGGUACGCAAUAACAGUGUGGUAUUUUGAUGCAGAUGAAAGAGCCCGUGCUAAAGUAAAAUACUUAACAGGUGAAAAAGGUGUGGAGACUGAACUUAACAAGCCUCCUGAUUCAAAUGGGAAAGACCUUCUAUAAAGCCUUUGAUCUAGUAAUUCCCUGUGCUACGUCCUGGUCCAUCUCCCCCUCCCCACAACAGUCCUAGGCGCUGUCUAUUAACUUUUGAAUGUGAAUAAUGAGAUAAAGGAAAAUCAACGCCAAAUCAACGUUUGGAAUAAACAAAUGAAUUAUGGGUUUCAGUGUUUCAUCAAAUGGAUUUCUAAUAGCUUAUGCAUUGUACUACAUGAUUGUGACUCUAGUCCUGUUAACUGCUUAUGUGACGAUAAGCAUUGAGAAAAAAAACAGCUUACACAUGAAGUGCCCUACAUAGAAGUUUUCCAUCCUUCAUAUUUUGCCAUUCAAUCAUCCAGUUCAAUGCUAUUUAUCAUCCCCCCUUUUUUAAAAUGUGGUAAAAGUUUUGAAUUUUAAAUAAUUUUUGUAUAACCAGGUACAGCUGAUCAACAUCGAGCAAAGCAAACAUUUUUCUCCAAAAUGGCAUUUAACUAUUUUUGUAAAUUUGCUGUUCACACUGUUCUCCUACCAUGUAAAACCUAAUUUAAAUAAGAAUUGCCAGUAACUGAUGAUCACUCUGUCUUUACACUUAAGUCUGAAAAGGAGCACUUUAAUUCCCAUGUAAGAACCCAAUUGUUUUAUUUUCAUAUCUUACACUAAUUUGAAUAUUUUUUUUAAGAUUGCUGCUGUAUUGUGUUUGUGUUCUCUGAAACUUUUUUUUUUAAAAAACUGAAACAGAUGCCUAUCUUGCUGUCAAUUACUUCCUUAAAUUUGUGGUUUUAUAUGUUGUAUCCAGAGAGCAAGCUUUCUGUAUCUGUGUCAUUUGGGUUUUCUAAGUGACUGGCUAGCACUAAGUGGACUUGACGUUAUCCGUACUGUCUUUUUCAUGUUGAGAACUGUGGCUGCAGUUCCGCUGGGGACUUCAUCUAUGAGAGCCAUUCGAUGUGAAUGAAAAUCAUUCAAGAACACAACAGUACUCAUGUGCAGCUCCUGCUUUUUCCAGUGGGGCUUGUGCAGAUGAAGUGCCAGGUGGACUCUGCCCAUAAGUAUCAAAUCCCUAGAACAUAAGGGCUUUCCUAGGCUUUUAGGUGUACCAACAUCCUUUCUACUACUUUAAUGGGAGAUCUCAAUCUUGACUUGUUUUCAAAAGCUUACUUUCUGCUACGUUUUUUGGUAAGGUCAUGAAACUUCAGAGAUUUCCCCCCAAAGCAGUAGUAUCCUCAUUUGCAGUUGGGUCCCUUGAUCCCCUUAUAUACUAUCAAGGGGUAUAUUUAAUGCAUUAAGACUGAAGUGCAUCACUGCAGGCUUAAUAUGUAAAUAUUUUCCUACUGCUGAGAAUUUUUCUCCCCAAAAUAACAUUGGCCUCUGAUCAAUACGAAAAUGUUUUUGACAAGGAAAAACUAAAUUACUUUUAAGUGAGGAAGCAAUAGAGAAUAAAAUUAAUUCAACCAGAUAUUUUGAAAUGUUUUAUUUUGAAGGGAUGGGUUUGUGCUCAAAAGUAACCCCCUGGAGGGAAGCUUCUGAGUUCUAGCAGCCUUACAAACAGGAGCCUCCCCAUUUAAAGGCUCCAUAUUUUAUCCCUUGAUUCCCUCACUUAACCAAAACAAUGUGAGUGUACAGAAAUAUUUCUGUAUGUACAACUUUGCCUAUUUUAGCAUCUGUAUAGUUUGUACUUGUAUUAGAGACCUUUUCUAUGGAAAGCUCAGUAAUUUUUAUUAAAAAAAAGCUUACUAUUCAUGUAAAACAUGAAAAAAAAGGAUUACGUUUAGUGACAACUGACAAAAGGUGGGAAAUUCAGUAUUGUGAUAGCAUACUAAGGGAACAUCUGGCAAAAGUCUUUGGGGUUUUUUUUGUUUCCCCCACCCCCUUUAAAACGAUUAGCUGUCAAAACUUUUAACAGUUUGGUUUUUCUCUUAAUCCUGGUAAAUCCGAAGAAAACAUGUCUACUGUAAGUGCCUCUGCAAGCCUGACCAAGGAGUGCAAAUUUUCUCUACUGUCUGGUCUGCAGUGCAAUGCACUGUUUUAGGCCUAAGAAACACCAUUUCUAACUUUUAACUGCUUUUGUAUUAUGUUAAAUGUGUUAGACAUGGACAACAUAAUAAGCCUUUACAUUUUUUGUUUGUUUGUCCCUCUGUUCAAAGUAUCAACAUCUUACAUUUGUGCUUGUUGGGAAGAUUUAAAAUGUGCUUAAAUCUCUCAGUUGGUUAUUUUACAAAAGGUCACCAAACUGGGUCUUCUAAUAUCCAUUUAGAAGCUGUUCAUGUCAGUUAAAUCUUCAGCCUUGGGCGUUACCAAGCAGGAACCUGUUUCAGACUAUUUUUAAACUGUCUUAUGGCCUGUAUAUGUGUUUAGUCCUGGUUAAAGAUAAAGCUUCAUAAUGCUAUUUUUAUUUCAUGACAUUAGCCAGCUGUAAAACACAAGACUUUUAUCUAGCAGGCAAAGAAAUUCAGAAUUAAUUUGCAGAUUUCCUAUAAAGUCAUGUAACUUUUGAAAAGCAGUGUUCAUUACUGAAAGAGCUCUCAAGUUGCUUGUAAAGCUAAUCUAAUUAAAAGAUGUAUAAAGGUUCUUGAAACAA